GGAGAGGGGGGGAUGAGGCGCUGCCGCCCGGCUGCCCGCCGGCCGUCCGCCCGGCCCCGGCCCUGAGCCAGCGGCCGCCGCUCCUCCCCGGCCGGAGGGGAGAGCCGGGAGGGAGCUGCAGCUGGAGCCGCGCCGCGCGCGCUGCUUGCUUUUUCUUUCUUUAAUGAUUUGUUACGCGUGUCUCUUGGGGGAGCGUUUUAGCAAUGGUCAUUUUUAGCAGUGAAAUCUGCUGCGCGAAGGAGGAUUAUACCAAAUCGCUAUGAAUGAUAGACUCGAUUGCUAAACCUUGCCUUGGCCAACCUCCUGACCCGCGGAGAGAGCUCUCGGGGUGUGCGUGGGAAGGAAGAAGCACCCUCCCCUUCGAAAAUAAACUCGGAGAAGAAAAAGACUGAUUUUUUUUUUUUUUUUUUUUUUUUAAUUUUAUUUUUGGACAGCUGAGCUGCUUUAUAAUUUUUUUUUUUUUCUUUUUGGUCUCGUUUUGUCAAAAUUUGCUUUACAAAGGAUUCCCCUACAUGAUGGUUUUGUAACUGGUGGAGGAAGGAAGGACCCCUUGGAAGCGUUUGUGAUAUGACAUCUUUGGUAACUGAAGAAUUAACCCGUGUGUGCAUAGUGCCCCUAUUGCUGCUGUGGUAGCAGAACUCAUUUUUUUCAAGUGGGACUGGAGGAGAGCGCUGCCUCCGUCAGCAGGAGCUUUGCACAGAUUUAUAUCGCGUGUACUUCUUGGUGGGGUUCUCCCCACACAGUACUCUCUCUUGAUGACACCUGGAGGUGGCAGUGGGCCCAUGAAAGACUGCGAAUACAGCCAGAUCAGCACACACAGCUCUUCGUCUCCCAUGGAGUCUCCCCAUAAGAAAAAGAAGACAGCUCCCAAGAGAAAAUGGGAGGUUUUUCCUGGAAGGAACAAAUUCUUCUGCAAUGGGAGGAUCAUGAUGGCUCGGCAGACCGGAGUCUUCUACCUGACUCUCGUGCUUAUCCUGGUCACCAGCGGGCUGUUCUUUGCAUUUGACUGUCCAUAUUUAUCAGAGAAGAUUACACCUGCUAUACCUGCAAUUGGUGGGAUACUUUUCUUUUUCGUGAUGGGGACCCUGCUGCGUACUAGUUUCAGUGAUCCUGGUGUCCUCCCCCGUGCAACACCAGAUGAAGCAGCAGAUCUAGAGAGACAAAUAGGUAACACUGAAGAUAUUGCAAAUGGCUCCAGUUCAGGAGGAUACCGCCCCCCUCCCAGAACAAAAGAAGUGAUCAUCAAUGGACAGACAGUGAAACUAAAAUACUGUUUUACUUGCAAGAUUUUCCGCCCACCUCGUGCCUCACAUUGCAGCCUUUGCGAUAACUGCGUAGAACGGUUUGAUCACCACUGUCCCUGGGUAGGCAACUGUGUGGGGAAAAGAAACUACAGAUUUUUUUAUAUGUUUAUUUUAUCUCUGUCCUUUCUGACAGUCUUUAUAUUUGCAUUCGUUAUCACCCACGUCAUUCUUCGUUCUCAACAAGCAGGGUUCCUCAAUGCCCUGAAGGACAGUCCUGCAAGUGUGCUGGAAGCUGUGGUGUGCUUUUUCUCCGUAUGGUCCAUUGUGGGCCUCUCAGGUUUUCACACGUAUUUGAUCAGCUCCAAUCAAACAACAAAUGAAGAUAUUAAAGGAUCAUGGUCAAAUAAAAGAGGUAAAGAAAACUAUAAUCCAUACAGUUAUGGCAACAUCUUUACUAAUUGCUGUGCUGCACUCUGUGGGCCCCUCUCUCCAAGCUUAAUCGACAGAAGAGGAUUUAUACAACCAGAUACGCCACAAUUAGCAGGACCAUCAAAUGGCAUUACUAUGUAUGGGGCCACACAAUCUCAGAGCAACAUGUGUGACCAAGAUCAGUGCAUUCAGAGCACUAAAUUCGUUUUGCAGGCUGCUGCCACCCCACUACUACAGAGUGAACCCAGCAUAACUAGUGAAGAGCUACCUUUACCAGGAAAGACUUCUAUCAGUGGGCCUUGUGCAACUCUAACUCUAGGGCAACCAACACCACCAUCUUCCAUGCCAAAUCUCACAUCAGACACGGGUUUGACAGACAUGAUACCCUUGAAAGAGGAACACGAAGGUCAUCAGUUUCUUACUCCUGAAGAAGCUCCUUCACCCCCUGGGAUGCUGCCAAGCGGAAGUCCUAUUACACACAGCCAUACAAUGCACGUCCUGAGUCUAGCCAGCCAGGAUUCUUUGCAUGAAGACUCAGUACGUGGUCUUGUGAAGCUUAGCUCAGUUUGAACAGCUUCUUUGAACACUGCACCUUUUCUUGGUGUCUAUACAAAUCUUUACUUAACAGGAAUGACACCGCAGUACCACUGUAAGACUUUGUAACAUGGCUAUAAUGGAAACUUUAUUGCAUAAUGGAGUCUACUAAAAAAAAACAGCUUCUUUUUUUCAGUGGAGCUAUGGCAUUUUUUUGACCAGGCUGUUAAUGGCUAUGCUUUGAUAGUGACCACAUCUCCUUUUUAAGAAAAAACAGAAAUGGUCAAUAUUCUUGUUUCCUGCAGUUUGGGUACAGCAAGUUGGAAUUCAGCCUGUAACAAAGACCAUGUUGAGUACAAAAGAGAGAUUCUUGGAUGUAAGUGUCAUGCUCUGUGUUCUAUGCUCUUGUAAUACACACUUGUUAAGGCUUACCACACUUGUGGCCAGAAUGAUCUGCACUUACAUGUUAUGCUACUAAUAUUUGAGAUAGAAAAAUUACCAUUCCGUUUGUUAAUACAAAAAAAAAAAAAAAACAAGACUACGGAUACGGAUUUGCAUGCCACGCUACGGUAUGUGUUACAGUGGUGUUGGUAUUAAGAGAAAGUGCUGCUUUUUUAUUUGUGACUUUCAAAGUGCUGUUUCAUUUAAAGACAGUGCAAAUUAAUGGACUAUAUAUUUUUUUCAAUUUAUUAAAGUUUAUUUUAAUUUUUUCAGUGGUGCCUGGAAGAUGGAGACUUACUGAUUUGACCAUGUUGCAUAUCAUUUAACCUUCUGUUUUAAGUGUUUAGAAUGAGAUAUUGUGUUGUGCCAUACUACAAGAUUCUUCCACUCCCUAAUGUGAUACAAUUACCUGUGGACCUCCAAUAAAAUGACAUCCUCUAUUUCUUGGGCACGUGUACAGUUAUCCUUGUACAAUUCUUCUGGGGAAAGAUGGGAAGAUUAUGAUUUAUUGACAUAGUUUGUGAAGGAUAUAACUGGAAUAUGUUAAUGAAACCAGAGCUGCAGAGGAAAAGCUGCUUAUGAUAAGUUUUGCUUUGGCAUCUCUCAUGGCGUUGUUUGAGAUGUGUAUUUGUUCCCAUCACGAGUCUGUAUUCGGAAAUGGAAGAGUUUGUGUCUGCUUGAACUGUAAUUCUAUGUUCCGUGUGUCUAAAGGGUGAGGGGCUUUUGAUUAAAGACAAAGAGACAGCUUAGUGAAGUAACCAUAUCUGUAGCUACCUCCUGGCCAUGGUGCUUCAAUUAUUCGUUUUCUAGUAUUUUAAAUGGAAAUGUGGAUUUCGAGCCAGUAUUUUCUUUGUUUUGUGUUUUGUUUAAGUAAAGAGCAAUUAAAAGGUUAAGAAGAUUA
Molecule: messenger RNA, 3549 nt
Organism: Lagopus muta (rock ptarmigan)
Lineage: Eukaryota; Metazoa; Chordata; Aves; Galliformes; Phasianidae
Gene: ZDHHC14
Product: zinc finger DHHC-type palmitoyltransferase 14
Exons: 9
Coding region: 756-2243 (495 amino acids)
Biological process (GO): protein targeting to membrane; peptidyl-L-cysteine S-palmitoylation
Cellular component (GO): endoplasmic reticulum; Golgi apparatus
Molecular function (GO): protein-cysteine S-palmitoyltransferase activity
Source: RefSeq, a predicted model, not a curated record